Melitaea cinxia (Glanville fritillary) is the source of this 648-nucleotide messenger RNA. RefSeq lists its product as uncharacterized. The record is from RefSeq and is a predicted model, not a curated record. The coding region runs from base 31 to 648 and encodes 205 amino acids. The transcript is spliced from 6 exons. NCBI's taxonomy places the organism in Eukaryota, Metazoa, Arthropoda, Insecta, Lepidoptera, Nymphalidae.
GGUUUGUUUGAGUUCAGUGGUUAGUGCGAAAUGUUGUUUAAGGCUCAAUUAAUUAUAUUACUGAUUGGACUUCAGUCGUCUUUCUCACACGUCUUAAAACUUGAGGAAAAAGACAGAACAGACAUAAGUGAUAAUAUAUCAGAUAAUCAUGAUAUAUCCAAUGAAAUAAGUGAUGAAUAUUUUAGUGGUGAAAGUUCAAACGAUGAAGAUAUUGAUAAAAACGGUUCUGAUGAAAACAAUGUCGUUACAAAUUACGAAAUUCAGAGAAAAACGGAUAUUAAAAAUUUUCUCUCUAACCCAAUACGCUCAAAGAGGUUUAUAUCAACGCACAAAAGUAAACAACAAAAAACACUUUCUCGCAACAAAGACGACCAAAACCAACAAUUAGAAGAUAACAAAGAAAAGAUCAAGGAAGAAAAAUAUAGAAGAGAAAUUAGUAAAACUAAUGGAAACAGAGGGAAAAGUGCUGUACCACGAUUUAUUACUAGUGGUAUCACUAAAAUACAGGCCAUUAACUACAACGCUUUUAACCACGACAACGGAAGUACCGACUACUACCAAUUUACCUACAGUAACCUCGACACCUUUCACGACAAACGUACCUACAACCACAAAUCCGCCUACAACUUCAACACCAACUACAACUAA